AUCCCGGUGGGCGGUGAGAGACGGCUAGGGGAGAACUCCUGCUCACAUGAGUAUUUAGCUUCUAGGGUGACCUUGUUAUUUGCCUUGCCAGAUGUAAAACUGAGACCCCGAGAGGAAACAUUCUGCCGCUGUGGUGCUGUCGCCCUUGCUGACCAAGGAAUAGAGGCCAGGGUCCAGUGGGUUACGACUGUUUUUGCCUUGCACUCCUCAUCUCGUGACUUGUGACUCUUCACCAAUCACGGCGGAAUCCAUCAAGCCCACGCUCUGCAGGGUUGUCAUCUAUCUACAGAAGGAGAUGUCAGGGGACACAUGUCUAACCACCCUUUGUCCAGCUGCAGGAUCCAAGCCCAAAACUAGCAACUUCAAAGGGGGCAACCUUGGUAACAAAUAUGUGCGACUAAAUGUUGGGGGUUCCUUAUAUUAUACUACGGUUCAAGUACUGACCAGGCAUGACACAAUGUUGAAGGCUAUGUUCAGUGGCAGAAUGGAAGUGCUCACAGACAAGGAAGGCUGGAUCCUUAUAGACCGUUGUGGGAAGCACUUUGGAACAAUUUUAAACUAUCUCCGAGAUGACACAAUUGCGCUUCCAAAACACAGACAGGAGAUCAAAGAGUUGAUGGCAGAAGCCAAAUAUUAUCUUAUUCAGGGCUUAGUAGACAUGUGCCAAGCAGCCCUGCAGGACAAGAAAGACUUGUAUGAACCUGUCUGUAACAUCCCUAUCAUCACAUCUCCAAAAGAAGAAGAGAGACUCAUAGAAUCAUCAAUGAAACCUGUUGUUAAGCUGCUUUAUAAUAGAAGCAACAACAAAUACUCUUACACCAGUAAUUCAGAUGACAACUUACUGAAGAAUAUAGAACUGUUUGACAAACUUUCUCUCCGAUUCAAUGGCAGAGUUCUCUUCAUUAAAGAUGUUAUAGGGGAUGAAAUCUGCUGCUGGUCUUUCUAUGGACAGGGUCGGAAACUUGCUGAAGUCUGUUGUACCUCUAUAGUGUAUGCCACAGAGAAGAAGCAAACCAAGGUUGAAUUCCCAGAGGCACGAAUAUAUGAGGAAACACUAAAUGUUUUACUUUAUGAAACACCACGAGUUCCUGAUAAUUCUCUGCUGGAAGCAACAAGUAGGAGCCGAAGCCAGGCCUCUCACAGUGAGGAUGAUGAGGGUUUUGAACUUCGUGAUCGAGUGCGCCGAAUCCAUGUGAAGAGAUACAGCACCUAUGAUGACCGGCAGCUGGGCCACUAGCUUGUCAGCAGAGGAGAAAGGGUUUACUUUGAAGGCCUGUACAGAUAUUCUUUGAGUGAGAUCCAGAAGUAGGGAGGGAUAAGUUGGACUCUGGACUAACCUUCCUCUGGCUUCUUGGCUCCUUAAAGAAGCUAAAGGGCAUUUGUCCACACAAAGUAACACUAAUGGACAAAGGCUUUGAGAAAUUGACAUGACUGACAUGUCAAUUUUGCACCACAUGCUUUAAAUAGAGACUGACCCCUUUGUUUGCCACACAAGGAGUUGAAUCUUGAAUACUGCUUCUGACAGUUCAUGAUUGCUCUUUCAUAUCUAAUGAUUUGCCAGUUAUCUUAUUUCCUGUGAGAAAGUACUGUUUUUCCUGGAUAAGAUGGUGUGAUUUGAAAAUCUUUUUCCAGACAGCUGCUCUUUCAGAGUUUUGUGUAACGGAUCUUCCAGUUUUUAAAUCAAGAUGUUAAAGGGGGAGGGGGAGAGAAACUGAACAUGGAUACUUUUAGCAAA
Struthio camelus australis is the source of this 1735-nucleotide messenger RNA. RefSeq names its product TNF alpha induced protein 1 (gene TNFAIP1). Gene Ontology annotation, biological process: protein ubiquitination; protein homooligomerization; negative regulation of Rho protein signal transduction. NCBI's taxonomy places the organism in Eukaryota, Metazoa, Chordata, Aves, Struthioniformes, Struthionidae. The record is from RefSeq and is a predicted model, not a curated record. Gene Ontology annotation, cellular component: Cul3-RING ubiquitin ligase complex. Gene Ontology annotation, molecular function: protein binding; ubiquitin-protein transferase activity.